This is a messenger RNA of Brassica napus (rape), 1885 nucleotides long. RefSeq names its product protein HLB1. Gene Ontology annotation, molecular function: protein binding. Lineage: Eukaryota; Viridiplantae; Streptophyta; Magnoliopsida; Brassicales; Brassicaceae. The transcript has 14 exons. Bases 94 to 1737 code for a protein of 547 amino acids. The record is from RefSeq and is a predicted model, not a curated record.
AGACAUAUAUAAAAAAAAAACCAUCCUUCUUUCCUUUUGUCCUGUUUUACUAGAAGAACAGAUCUCUUCGAUUUAGAGUAAGAUACAGCAACUAUGGCGGAUACCGUUGAAGAGCCUCAAUUGCACAAUGGAACGGCAUCAUCUGAGUCUCAAACCGAUCAACAUCCGACCUCGGAAUCGCUAUCCGGCGACGAUCCCAAACUUACCGACGAAAUCCCGGAAAUGAAGCCGGAGUUAACCGAUGCGAAGGUGGAGGAAGUACAAUCUGAGGCAAACGAUUUGAAGCCGGAGGAAUUACAACCAGUUGUAAUCGACGCGAAGCCGGAGGAAGUACAAACCGUGGUAAUCGACGCGAAGCCGGAGCUGACACAUGUGAAUCUGUCGCCGGAGGAGAACCAGAUCCGAUCUACGGAGGGAGAUCAGGGAACGAGCCAGCCGGUAAUGAAGAAAGAAGAUGAAGGAAACAGGACGUUUACAAUGAGAGAGCUGCUGAGCGAACUAAAAAGCGAUGAAGGAGAUGGUACUCCUCGCAGUACUGUUUCUCCCUAUAGCCGAGAGAGUGCUUCGCAAGCAGCGGAGAACAAUCCUGCAAUGGAUCUGAUUAACAGGAUCCAAGUCAACGACGAAGAAGGCCGAUCUCGCCAGCGUGUUCUUGCUUUCGCUGCCCGCAAGUAUGCUAGUUCGAUUGAAAGAAAUCCAGAUGAUCAUGAUGCUUUAUACAACUGGGCACUUAUUCUCCAGGAAAGUGCUGAUAAUGUCAGCGCAGAUUCUGUUUCACCCUCUAAGGAUGAUUUGCUCGAGGAAGCUUGUAAGAAGUACGAUGAGGCUACUCGUCUCUGCCCUACGCUCUAUGAUGCUUACUACAAUUGGGCUAUCGCAAUCUCUGAUAGAGCAAAGAUGCGUGGUCGCACCAAGGAAGCUGAAGAAUUAUGGGAACAGGCGACCAAUAACUAUGAAAAGGCUGUCCAGCUCAACUGGAACAGUUCCCAGGCUUUAAACAACUGGGGACUGGCAUUGCAGGAACUCAGCCAAAUUGUUCCUGCUAGAGAGAAGGAAAAAGUGGUUAGAACUGCAAUUAGCAAGUUUAGGGCGGCAAUCAGGUUGCAAUUUGAUUUCCAUCGAGCCAUAUACAACCUUGGAACCGUUCUGUAUGGAUUGGCGGAAGACACACUUAGAACGGGGGGUUCAGGAAACGGCAAAGACAUUCCUCCGGGUGAGUUAUACAGCCAAUCUGCCAUCUACAUCGCUGCAGCUCAUUCGUUGAAGCCAAGUUAUUCGGUUUACAGCAGCGCUUUGAGGCUCGUUCGUUCCAUGCUACCUCUACCGCAUCUUAAGGUUGGAUAUCUAACGGCACCACCCGUGGGAAACUCACUCGCUCCUCACAGUGAUUGGAAACGCACAGAGUUUGAACUCAAUCAUGAGAGGCUUCUUCAGGUACUGAAACCUGAAGCAAGGGAAAUGGGGAGAAACCUGUCUGGAAAAGCAGAGACAAUGAGCACAAACGUGGAGAAGAAGACGGUAAAAGUGAACAUAACAGAGAUAGUGUCAGUGACGACAUGUGCUGAUCUGACUCUGCCUCCUGGUGCUGGUCUCUGCAUUGAUACCGUUCAUGGCCCAGUUUACUUGGUAGCAGAUUCAUGGGAGUCGUUGGAUGGAUGGCUGGAUGCGAUACGUCUGGUGUACACGAUUUAUGCGAGAGGGAAGAGUGAUGUUUUAGCCGGUAUUAUCACCGCUUAAUCAUACACUUUCUUUCUUUUCAUACUUUGCCUCCUUUUUCGAUCAUAUAGUUCUAUCUUUGUAUUGACACUACCAUAGCCAGCCAGAUUGUUUUGAUUUUGUUUUUGCAUGAAUGCUCAUUUUAAAACAUUUUUUUUCGGAGAGGCUU